Messenger RNA from Oncorhynchus gorbuscha (pink salmon), 4315 nucleotides. Its product is annotated as netrin receptor UNC5D-like. The coding region runs from base 1 to 1761 and encodes 586 amino acids. Gene Ontology annotation, cellular component: membrane. The record is from RefSeq and is a predicted model, not a curated record. Lineage: Eukaryota; Metazoa; Chordata; Actinopteri; Salmoniformes; Salmonidae. Gene Ontology annotation, molecular function: netrin receptor activity; protein binding. The transcript is spliced from 9 exons. Gene Ontology annotation, biological process: netrin-activated signaling pathway.
AUGGGGCACGCUGCUAGACCACUGAAAGCAGGCCAACUGCAUGUGGCCAAACGUGGUCAAUGCAUAAACGUGGAGGCGCGACAUGACGCCUGCAAACUAGGCCUCAGCACCAGGAGGAGAGGCAACCCCCUGUUGAUCAACUCAUCCCAGCAGCCGGACCUAACGGUGUCACGGACCUACACCAGCCCCAUCUGCUUCCAGGACUCCAUGGAUAAAGAACUCAUCUCUCAGGAGCCUUCGCUCUUCGACCCCCUGCCUGACCUCAAGGUCAAAGUUCACUCCUCUUUCAUGGUGUCCCUGGGCGUGUCAGAGAGGGGGGCCGAGUACCACAUCCAGAAAGCCCAACCCCAGACCUUCCCCCGGGGACUGGCGCCCGACUACAGCGGUGUGGGGUUGGAGGGGACGCUGAGAGGAAGGAGGGAGAAGACCCUCCUCGGCCCCCUUGCCCCAUCUACGCCAUUCAGGCCCCCACUCAGGACGGCCGGGGUGUUCGGACACGCGGGAGGGAGGCUGGUGGUGCCCAAUACAGGCGUGAGUCUGUUGGUGCCCCAUGGGGGGAUAGCUGUGGACACUACCUGGGAAAUGUACAUGGUCAUCAACCAGGAGGACAGCAGCAGCAGCACCCUAUCAGAAGAGAGACAGGAGGUCCUGCUGAGUCCAGAGGUCACGUACGGUCCGCUGGGCCUUGACAUCUCCUGUCCCGUCGCCAUGACGAUAGCCCACUGCGCUGAGGUUGCCGCCGAUAACUGGAGCAUCCGCCUCAAGAGGCAGACACAGGAUAACAAGUGGGAGGAAGUAAUGUCGGUGGAGGAGGAGAGCACUUCCUGCUACUGUCUGCUGGAGGCUCAGUGCUGCCACCUGCUGUUGGAGCAUCCAGGGCGCUACGCCCUGGUGGGGGAGCCUCUGAACCAGGAGGCUGUGAAGAGGCUGAGGUUGGCCGUGUUCGGUAGUGCAGACAACACCAAUCCACUGGGAUACAGCCUCAGAGUGUACUGUGUUGACGACACCCCCUACGCAUUCCAGGAAGUGGCGUCGGCCGAGCGGGCGAGGGGUGGUUGUCUCCUGGAGGAGCCCAAGACGCUGCUGUUCAGGGGGAACUCCCUCAGCCUACAGCUUUCCAUCCAGGACGUCCCCCAGUUCCUCUGGAGCAUCAAGCCUUUCACCACCUGCCAGGAGUUCUCAUUCUCUCAGGUGUGGGCUAGUAACCAGCACCCCCUGCAGUGUGCCUUCUCAUUGGAGCGUUACAGCCCCGCCUCCUCCCAGCUGUCCUGUAAGAUCAGUGUGCGCCAGGUCAAAGGUCAGGAGCAAAUCCUCCAGGUCUACACCUCCGUAGUCGAGAGUGAAAAGGAGGUAGUCCCCUUCUUCACUCAGUCGGACUGUACCAUCACAUCACAGAUGGGGUCCAGGGCUUUCAAGAUCCCACUUUCCAUCCGCCAGAGGAUCUGUGCCACCUUCGACACAGCCAACGCCAAGGGCAAGGACUGGCAGCUGCUUGCACAGAAACUCUGCAUAGACAGGAACCUGUGUUACUUUGCGCGUCAGGAGAGCCCAUCGGCGGUGAUCCUCAGCCUGUGGGAGGCCCAGCACCAGGACACAGGGGACCUGGACUCUCUGGCCAGCGCUCUGGAGGAGAUCGGCAAGGUCCACUCCACCCACUCCACCUCCAAUAGGACCAGCACGCAGACCACCACAGGGACCACCACAAGGACCACCGCUACCCUGGGCCGCAGCACUGAGGAGCUGGACGCUGAGUUCACCUAACCAGGGGGAGGGGAUGAACUGAUGAACUGGAGCCCCAGCAAAGGAUCACAAGGCUGGGAAUGAACUAGCCAAAACAGGGGAGGAAUGGCUGGACCCUUACAGUGGAGGAGGUCAGACAGAAGACUCCAGUCAGGGGAGGAUUGGACAGAGAGCAGACAUGACUAAGUACUACAGGGGAACUAAUGAACUACUUUUACUAAAGUCAGACCACCAGGCUGAAUGGAGGGGUAAGAGGGACAAGAUGAUGAUAGGAGAACAAGAGAUGCUGGAGGAGAAGGGUAUAAGGGAGAGAAUGAAAAGGGGUGAGGGGGACAAUGGUUUGAGAGGGGAGGGGUGAAGACCAGUGAUAGGGGUGCAAGAAGAGAUGGGGAUAAGGGACAGGGGCUAAGGGAUAGUGGUGCAAGAGGAGAGAGGGAGAAGGGGACAAGCAAGCAGUGUAGUGGGUUCUAGAGGUCUGAAGGUCCUGUCACGAGAGGGCAGCUACUGUUGUUUAGGUGGAAACAGACAGAACUAAUUACAGUAACCUAGGGACUACUCCACAACAGAGUCAAAAAGUGAACCACAACUGAACCACAAACCAACAAGUGGCACUCUUUCUAACCUGGACUAUUAAGCCCUACCCCUCUAGUCAUUCCCCUCAAUAGCAAGAAUUCUUUGUGUGACGUGAAUAUGUUGUUGUUUAUUUUAUAUUUAUGAUAUCUCUUUUCUUGUGUUUUUCCUUUGCACAUUGAAGGUGUGUUAAUGCAUCGGCCUACUGUGGAACCAGAGAGAAACAAGCUAUAUCUAGGUAUUGUUGACAACAUGUUGUGAAAAACAGUCAGUAUUGACGUCUGCCAUAUGACGUCACAAACAUUUGGGUUACCCAUACCUAGGAUUACCCAUACCUAGGAUUACCCAUACCUAGGGUUACCCAUACCUAGGUUUACCCAUACACACACGAGCAUACUACUUAGAAUGAAGGAAUGUAUUUGGGCAUACAUUCAGAGUGCAAUGUAUUGGGGCAAACAUUCAGAGUGCAAUGUAUUGGGGCAAACAUUCAGAGUGCAAUGUAUUGGGGCAUACAUUCAGAGCGGUGUGCUUUGUGGUAUAUGCUGAUAUUGGGACGCAGCCAAUAUGUUAUUUUACUGAAUGGCACUGAAAAGGUUCUGGUGUCACACUAAAGCAGUGACAUUAAUUAACAAAUGGCUAUCUGCAGAUGAAUGAAGGAGAAUGUAUGAGGGAUGGUCGAAACAUCCCAGGCUGUCACAUCAACACCCACACACAAACAAGCAGAAUGGCACUUUCCUAUCAGGUGGAUAUUUUUUACCUAAAUGUAUUGGUCAGAAAAUGAAUUGAAGUGAUUAGAGUAUUUACGUGUGCUGUUAACCCUUAAACUCCCACUCCAGUGGUGCCGUAGGCCAAGUCAGGCUAACUAACUAACCCUUAGCCUACUACCAGGAAACACAAACCCAAAUAUUAUUCAACUUCAAAAAGUUGCCCACCCACAUACACACACAAAAUAGGUCAAAAUAAAAAAAAGGUCAACUGUGAGAAACAGUGUGUAGAACUGUCAUGGUGUUGUUUCAUGGAAUUUACAGUGUUUUUACAUGCUAGUACCUAACUAUAGUAAGCUGUCCAGUCUCCUCUACCUAAAGUGUGGGAGACACCAGGCACGUGGCAGAGGUGCUCCCAACGUUGUUACAGCAUUUAAACCCAUCACACACGAUAGCAGGAGCUGCAGCUUGGAGAUGAUGAACUCACACACACUGAACUGAUCUGAAAUACACACACACACACUCUGGGCACAUGCAUACACAGUUCCCCGAUGUAGUGAGAGGUGCAUGCCUAACUGAAUAUCUGGAAGGCAAAAAAUUAGCCGACGCAAAGAGCUAUCUAUAGACAGUUUGUGGGUGCAUGUGUGCGCACCUGGACGUGUGUUUGUGUGUCAUGAAUUUGAAGAUCUGGCUUUGUCCCUUUGGAGAAUCCAGCCUAGUGCUAGUAUUUGAGUUCAAUCUGAUGUGUGAUGUGUGAAUCUCUCACAAGCUACUGUCUUUAGAUCGGUAUUCCUUUGGAGAAAAAUGAAAGAAACAGUACUGAUUUGAGUAAAACGAUAUCUAUGUCGGACGUACUGAGACAUUAGACAUUUAGCGCUUUUAUUUUGACCUGCUGUUUUGACAUCAUCUGCCCUUCCUUAUUAGGAAGAAAUCUAAGAGAAAUCUAAGAGAUCCUUCCUAGUUCUCAUACUGCAAUUAUUAUAUUUUUGGUUAGAGUGAAACGUAACUAUUAAAAAUAGUUGAAUGAUGAUUUUAUGCUGAAAAUAUUAUUAUGCAUACAGUGAGAGGCAUUUAAAAUUCAAUUAAGCCAUGAACUCUAUAAUCACAUUUGAUUGACUAUAGCGUUCUACAACGCUAUACAUUUUCAAUGUUAAGCAGGUGAAUAGUACGAUGAUUAUUAUGCUGCUUAUCACUGUUUGAUGUGUAUUUCUGCUGAUUUAUGUUCUUUUCUUUUUUCCUCAACAUGAUUUGCAAAUGUAUAUACUCUAUCAUGUUUUGAAAUAAAUAUGCAGUGAAAUUCA